AUGGCACUGUCUGCCGUUGGCAAUCCGAGCACCUCUGCCAUAAGAUGCUCGCACGCCCUUCAGGAGCAGCACGGCAGCCUUCCCCGUAAUCCGAGAUUUCGUGCAGGUGAGAACCAGGCCGGCCAGCGUGGAGCAUCCGCGGCUCUUUCUGUUGCCCUCCUGGGGGCACCUCUGGGCCUGAGAGCUAGAUUCAGAAACUCGGAGACACGAAGAGGAAAAACAAGACAUUUCAGGAGUUUUCGAGUACAGCGCAAGGCAAGCGCAGAAGAAGCAAAUGCCGUGGCUGUUGAAGAAGAUUCUGACGAAGACGAGAACUACAGAGCCGCAACACCGCGAGAGCGUCAGUUUGGAAUCUACGAGCCUCCCAUCCGGAGGAGUUCUGGAUCUCGUGCCGAGCCGGUGGAACUGCCCCUGUCGCAGCUACACAUCGUGGCUGCCCAGCGGCAACUGCCUUCACUCCUGGAGGCGCAUGGAAAGGUAGAUGCCUCGGCGGCUGUAGCGGCGUGGUCCGAGCUCCUGCAGAUUUGCCAGCGGCGGGCGCCGGCGCUGCUGGCCACCUGGAGCUGUGGCGUCGGUCCGCUUCUUCGCUUCGCAGUGCUUGUCCCCCGGGACCAGUGGCUUCGCGACCCGGCAGAUUGGGAGGCUGAUGGUCCGGUUGUGCAGCUGGAUCCCGAUGGUCCGGAGGGUCCCAUGACAGGCUUUGAGGCCUUGCCUAUGCUGGAGAGCCUCCUGCGACAUCUCAUCACGAAGUACGAUGAUGCCCCGAUGAUGCUCGCUGGUGCCUUUACUUGGAGUGAUGGCGCAGGCGGGACCUUGCGCGAGCGACCGGGUCGGGAAGUGGUGCUCUGCAGCGGAGCUGGGGUUCAGCUGUGCACUCGCUUCGGAAGGCUCUUUGUGGAGGUCUGCAGGGGAGACCGAAAGCCAGUUGCUGCAGCCCAAGAUCUGUUGAUGGCCAAUCUUUCCAAGAAGAUGGUGAGCAAGCUCUUGCAGGGUGACUCCAAGCUUCCAGCACCUCCUCCUGUUGAAGUUCCUGAGAGCGUGCGGCAUGUGCAGCCGCUCUCCGUCACCCUGGCGAGCCCUUUGAUGGCUCUGAGGCGGGCACAGAUAGAAACGCUUGGUGGGCCUCCGAGAUUCGCCGAGGCCUUGGCCAGAACGCAGUUGGCAAAGGACUUGGGCACCGAAGAAGAGGAGGAGUUUGCCCUGAGCAUCAUGUCUUGGGCCUGCCGCUUUGCGGACGAAGAGGAAUUGCAAGACCAGAGCAGUGCCGCACAAGCGGUCGAAUGGUUGCUGGCGCAGCGUGCGCUGGACGCCAAGUUUUCCUUAGUUGUGGCCGGCAACCCUCGGGCACCCAAGAAAGUCUUGGAGGCUGCAAAGCGAGAUGCAGCAACGCUCGAACUACAGCGGCUUCAGACGAGUGGCCAGCGCUUCCUUUCCAACCCGGGCAAAAUCAAAGGCUUCGUGAAGAGGGGCGUCAUGGCAGCCUUUGGCUCACCAUAUGGCUUGGAUUCCUCGAAUCCGGGCAAAGUGCUGCCACAGGGACUCCGUGCCAUGUUGGGCAUGGAAGGCGGAAAUGUCCGUGAGCCGGAACCACCUAACAGCUGGCAUGGGGACACGUAUGAACCCUGUGAAGCUGAGAGGAGCUUCUUGAUGGAUCCAAAGCUCCUUCGAAAGGCCACUGUUCGCAUUGACGAGAUCCUUAGCUUCGAGUACCUGCAGCAUGUGGGCCAGACAAUGAAGAAUUGUCUUCGAGCCGAGAGGAGAGGCGGCAUGAGCCUGAUGAAGUAUCUGAGCCGUGUGAAGGCUCGGGAAAGCAGCUUCUGGGUCAUGACAAUUACAGCAGAGGAGACUCAAGAGGAGGAGGUAGAGGCCCCCGUGCAGCACAUGCUGCUCAUGGAGGUCUACAACGGUCUCAAUGUCAUCCACCAAGCAGAAGGCCCCCAUCCACGUCGCUGGCCGCGGCUGGACGCCUGGAUGUGGCUCCAGGAAUGGGCCAAGCAAGAGGGCCUGCGCCCGGAUGGCCCUGAAGGUGUCACGGUUGGGCCUUAUGGCGGCUAUGGUGGAUCCAUGGACAAAUGGGACAUCAGGAGGUGCUUUCUGUGGUGA
Molecule: messenger RNA, 2103 nt
Organism: Symbiodinium pilosum
Lineage: Eukaryota; Dinophyceae; Suessiales; Symbiodiniaceae
Source: the annotation of a GenBank genome assembly